Molecule: messenger RNA, 1396 nt
Organism: Saccostrea cuccullata (small rock oyster)
Lineage: Eukaryota; Metazoa; Mollusca; Bivalvia; Ostreida; Ostreidae
Exons: 4
Coding region: 159-1136 (325 amino acids)
Source: RefSeq, a predicted model, not a curated record
UGAAAAGUCAAUAUAAAAAUGGCUCCAGCGAAGAAAAAUCAGAUUUCCCCGAAUAAAGGAAAUGCAAAUUUUAAUGACCCAUUUAUACUCUGAUCUUUUUUAUAUUUCCGUGAAAUAUAAAAGUUUUAGCAAACACCAAUGUCAGAGAGUUGGGAGAAAUGACAGCAUGUAGAAGUGUUAUUAUUGUUUUUAUUUUUAUGCUUUAUUUACAAGCAUUGAAAGGGAAUAGUACAACGCUAAAGCCUCGGAGAUGUGACGGGGAAAAUAAAUGCUGCUUCGGCUUUACAUGGGAUGAAGAACUGCAGGGCUGUAGAAAGUGUAGCACAGGGUAUUACGGCCUUUACUGUAAUAUGUCAUGUCCAUAUCCACAUUACGGAACAGACUGUGAUGAAAAAUGCCAAUGUGAACAACAGACGUGUAACUUUAUCACGGGUUGUUUAGACAACACAACAGAUUUUUAUGCAUCAUCGGAUCAGUCAUCUACAGACUCCUAUGAAUUCUUCACUAGUGUUACGACAUCAUCUAUACACAACGAAUUGUCUUUGAAAAGUCUCCAGUCGCCAUCUUCUAUUAAUCAAAUUAUUUCUUUUUCCCUUCGCGAUUUCCUUCUUUUUAUUGCCGGGGUACUACUUGUACUCAUUUUGAUCACAGUAAUCAAUGUUUUUAUAUGUAAACGUCGUGCUAAAAGAAAUUAUGUAGUUUUUAACGAGAAAGAAAUUAAAUGUGCAUUGAUUGAAUCAAAAAAUACUGUUAAAAAUACAUGCAGAAGAAAUACGAAAAUCAUAAUAUCACACUGCACAGAAAACAAUUCCUGCUUCUUGGAAAUUACAACAGACAAGGACAAUACAGACACCAAAAAUAGUUGCUAUUCAAACACUGAUGUUUAUAAAGAAGAACGGGAACAAAUCAGAAAAGGUGAUUCGAUAGAUGGCCAUACCCAAUGGCAUGUGUGCACAAUUCAACAAUUGAGACAAGACGAAACACUUUACAACAUCAGUCCAUGUUCUCAAUAUGAACUCGACUGCGAUACAGAAGUAAAGGAAGUCUCUGACGACAAUCAGUUAACAACUACUACGAAAGUUUCACAUGAAAAUGAAUACAUAAGUGUACCAUGCUGCCCAGAGUGUGAAAAUUAGCUACCUAAUAAUGCACAUUAAUGUCCUAAAAUUAUAGAUCUGAUAACUAUACUUCUCUGGUUUUGCUCAAACUAAUAUUAAAAUACAUAUAUUUGUUCCGCUUUGUCUCUAAAUAUUUCAAUAAAUGAAAUGCAAAGGAAAGAAAAACAUAUUCUUUCUCAAAAGUUGCAUUACAUAUUGAAUAUUAUAAAUUUAGAGAACACAGGGACCCCUGAAAGUACUACCUUGGAAUGAAUCCAAAUCAAAGAAGGAAAAAAAAA